Molecule: messenger RNA, 2589 nt
Organism: Naegleria gruberi
Lineage: Eukaryota; Heterolobosea; Eutetramitea; Acrasida; Naegleriidae
Exons: 4
Coding region: 1-2589 (862 amino acids)
Biological process (GO): transmembrane transport
Molecular function (GO): transmembrane transporter activity
Source: RefSeq, a predicted model, not a curated record
AUGCUACAAGAUAAUAGUAGUAGUGGUGGUGAGGGUAAUGUUCAGCCUUCACAAAUUCCGAAUGUAAAUUCAUCAUCACCCACAACAAUCAUCAAUAGCAACAACAACAACAAUACAACAAUAACAUCAUCAAAUAUUGUUAAUGCUACUAGUAAUAGUAUUUCAUCUACGGAACAAUUAAAAACAAUACCGUCUUCUUUCAAUAAUAAUAUUAACAAUAAUAAUACUGUUAGUAAUGUAACAAGUACAUCAAACAAUGGUCGUAGGAUGAGUAUCAAUCCAAAUGUUUCUCCUCUUCUUAUUAAUAGUGUUACUCCUUCAAAAAGUAGUUCCAAUAUCAAACACUUGCUGACAACUACAAAGAGUUUACCCUAUAAUAUGAAUGAUGAUCAUUUCCUACCAUCACAAGAUGAUGAGGAAUCUUUUGAAGAUAUGGAACCUCCUCACAUUCUCUCUAGUUUUCAUUCUUCUUCUAAUCUUGAAAAGCAAACUAUGGCAUCAAGACUUCAAGACGAAUACAAAGACUCUCCUACCUCCCCUACAAUUACCUCUCCAGAAAGAUUGAAUAAUCAAGCAACUUUUCCAACAAGGAAUAAUGAUGUUGAUGACUAUAAUGAUGAUGAGGAAUAUAUUGUUGAUUUUGGAUCUGCAUCAAGAAUAAUUCCAUCCACUAAUUCUAAUAUUCCCAAGACAUUUAUUGUACCAUCAAAGAAUAUUAGUGCUAAUUUACCUCCGAAUGGAUUUUUAUCUGGAGCUUCUCCAAUAUUUGACCUUUCAACAACACUAUCAAACAAUCCGAGCUCUUUUGGUGGUGCUUCUGCUAUGGUUUCUUCGAGUGCUGUUAGUAAUACAGCAAUGUUAAAUAAUAUUAAUUCAGAGGAUGAUAUGUACUCUGUGGAAAAUAAUGCAAAUAACUUUAGUUCUGGAAAUUUAUCAAGAACAUCUUCUUUCAAUGAUUUGGAAUCAUUAUAUGAGGAAACAAACUCAACAGUAUCGGAUUUAUAUUCACAUUCAGAAUUUUCUGGAUCACUUAAUUCUUUUAAAUUAUCGAGUGAACAAAAGAGAUUGGCUCAAAGUGAAUUUUCUAAAAAACCAAUUUAUUUGGAAUCAAAUCCUGUACCAAUGCUACCAUCAACAAAACGAAAAGUUAAAAAUUGGCUUUUCAAAAGAGGAAAGCAAAAAAUGGAAGAUCAAAUGGCUCCAGAAGAAGACGAAAGGACAAAUCAUUCCCUAUCUGAAAAGCUUAAAAAAGCCAUGUUGUGGUGUGUUACAGGAAAAUUUGAAAUAGAAAAGAGAUAUGUAAUCCCUUAUCAAAAAUUAACAAGAGAGGAUAAGAAUAGAGUUCACUCCUUACUUUUGGAUUUAGGAUAUGCCUUGUCAAUUUAUGGAUUACCUUCUAAUAGAGUUGAAUAUCACUUGUCUUUGGUAAGCACAUAUUUUGGAAUGGAUGGUUAUUUCUUCUGUAUUCCAACAGGUAUUUGGUACAGUUUUGGUACAAAACCAAGAGAUCCAUCAAAUGUGUCUUACUUUGUUAAAAUUGAAAGUCAAACUACAGAUUUAAACAAAUUGACCAAAUUGGAUUCUAUAGCUCACGAUAUUUCUGAUGGUUUACUUCCAUUGAAGGAUGCUCAAGAAAAAAUUGCUGAAGUUAUUAUGGAGCCUCCUAUUUAUUCACAUCCAAUGUUUACAGUUUUUAACAUGUUUGUUUUUUGUGGAUUCUAUGUCAUGUUGUGGAAUGGAACUGUUGGAGAAGUUUUGACCUGUUUUAUUGGUGGUAUUAUAAUUGGUAUAUUCAUGGUUUAUGGUUCGAGGAUUGCCUUCUUUUCAAACGUUUCAGUUAUUGUGGCGAGUGUGGUUGGAGGGCUAUGUGGAAUUAUAUUCAAAUUUAUUUUGUGGGAUGUUAGUUAUGUGAGUGUGGUCCUGAUUUGCCUUUGUUUGAGUUUUUAUUAUUUACCUGGUGUGACGAUUAUGAUUGGUAUUAAUGAAAUUCAGGCAAGAUCUCUAGUUUCAGGUACAUCCAGACUUGUCAGUGCAUUUUCUACAGUUUUGAAAUUGGGUUUCGGUUUACUUAUUACUAAUGGUAUGGUUAAUUUAUUCCCUGCAUUUGCAGCUAGUGAAAAAGUUGGCACAACAAGAACAGAUCUUUCCUUGCCUAUGCGUAUUGUAGCCAUUAUUGUUCUUGCCAUUGCUAUUGGAAUAGACGCUAAGGUACCAAAGUAUUUCUUUACCUAUUUUUGUCUAGUGGUUGUGACUCUUUCUGUUCACCUUACUGCAUUCUAUACCAGUAACGUAUUGGGAUCAGAAUUGGGAACUGUCAUUGCUGGUAUUGUUACUGGUGUUGGAAGUAAUAUUUAUUCACUCAUAACAAACCAUCCACCACUCCUCAUUAACUCUGUUGCAACUUUACUUUUGGUUCCUGGUUCUCUUUCAUGGAGAGGUUUUUCUGCCUUUUUAUCAAAAGAUUCAGCCAGUGGUAUUUAUUUCAUGACUGAGGUUUUUCUUAUUGGUAUGGCUAUUUUCUUAACUGGUGGAAAGGUUAGAAGUGGAGGAGGUGGAGGUGGCAAGGUUGUUCUCAGCAAUGGAUUUUGA